Racocetra persica is the source of this 494-nucleotide messenger RNA. The record is from the annotation of a GenBank genome assembly. NCBI's taxonomy places the organism in Eukaryota, Fungi, Glomeromycota, Glomeromycetes, Diversisporales, Gigasporaceae.
UAGUCAUGAAAGAUUUUAAUGAGGAUGACAUCGAUUUGACAACAUAUUUUGAAGAAAUUAUUUAUUGUAGUGAGAGUAUAAAUGACAUACACAAUAAUCUUGAACCAGUAUCUUUAAAAAAAGAUGAUUUGUUCAAUACUUUUGAUGAAGCUGAACUUUCUGAAAAUAACAAGGUGGUUCGCAAACGGACUAUUCUCUGCAAGCAUUCUGGUUUAUAUAAAUCUAAAAAUACCCAGAAACAAAAAGAUUCUUGUUGGUUUGUUGAAGUUACAUGGGAAGAAAAAACUAAUACGUUAACGAAUUUGUUUUGGAUGAGUUCAGAACAAAUUCUAUUAUGGUAUGAAUUCGGUAAAGCAAUUGGGCAUGAUAAUACUGCGGGUACCAAUAGAUAUAACAUGCCUCUUUCUUUAUUUGUAGUACAGGAUGAUAACAUGCAAUCCUGCAUAGUUUCUCAAGCUUUUGUUAGCAAUGAGAUAACUGAAACAUACCAGUAG